CUGACGUUUAUCCUAGAGAAGGUUCACGUUUCAAAAUUGUAACUUUUCGAAGGGGUACUCGGCAGAGAUGAGGGAGUCUCACCACAGACAAAUUAUAAGCGUGUUUCACCAUGAAAAUAGCAGAAUUGAGCAUUUUCAGUGUUAAAUGAAAAAAAUAAUGGUAAUUCCAAUGUAACCAAAUUUACGCCUAGAGAUUCGUUUAUUUUCUAUGCUCAAACGACUUUGCAUAUAAUUUAUAGAUGAUCGGUAUAUAGUUGAUAUCAAAGCACAUGAGUAUACAUACAUAUGUAUAUCUUAAAAUUGACCUAUUUUAUGAUGAAUUUUAUAAAAUCUUUACAUAUGUAUGUAUAUGUGAGUAUAUAAUACAGCAACAUUUAUAUUGGGUUGUCAAAAAAGUCUUGCGGUAUUUUUAUUGAAUCAAUUCAUGUGGAACCCAUACAUCGAGCUUCUUAGUGACUCCAAGCUUCUUCAGAUGGUUUAUAAGGGUUUGAUAACUACUAUUCCGGUCUCUUUCGACCAAUUCAGCGAUUUUAUCGCAAUUUUCGACGACAGGCCUUCCGCAACGUGGCGCAUCUUCGACCACCUCUACACCAGAUCGAAAACGUUGAAACUAUCUUUGUGCGCUGGAAAUGGAAACUGUAUCGGGACCAUAAACUGCACAAAUUUUAUUGGCGGCUUGGGAUGCAUUUUUGCCUUUAUCGUAGUAGUACUGCAAAAUAUGCCGUAUUUUCCCUUUAUUUUGCUCCAUGUUUGCGACGCUUUAACUUACGAACGACUUAAAAGAAACGACAAUCAAUCAAACACGUGUAUAGCAUGACCCGAUGCGACGAAUAAAGCUCUAGUUAUGCAUGCUUGACUCAACUCAGCUUCGAAAAAGGUGACUUGUGAAACGUAACUGCUAUUAUACUAAACACAGCGCGUAGAAAUCAGCUGUUUUUGAAUGUUGAGAGAGCACACAAACGUGACAUUUUACUUGAUAUGUGAAGCUUGUGAAAAUUUAAUCAAUAUUAAAACAAAUUGUUUUGUUGAAUAUAUUAACUUUAAUAAUGGAUAGUGAUUUAUUCCAUGAACUAUUAUAUUUAAAUAUUCUUCGCCUUCAAAGAAGAAAAGUAUUAAGAAGACGUAAACGCCGCUGGUCCGUUCAUCCAGCAAAUCGGGAUAGAAACCCAAAUGGUUUCUUCUGGAAGAACUUUUUAAAAUUAAAAGAAGACGACCAAAAACUAUUUGCUUUAACACGGAUGAAUCGGCCAGUAUACAACCUUCUUUUAAAUAUUAUUAGUCCGUUUUUAAAAAAACCAAAACAACAAAUUGGCGUCGAGGAGCGAGUGGUUAUAACUUUAAUGUACCUCGCUUAUGGAACACCUUUUGAGAUCAUAGCCUCGAUGCAUAAAUUAGGGAAAACAACAGUGCGGAAUAUCGUACUUGAAACGUGUGAAAUAUUUUGGUUACACCUGUGCCCGAUAUACCUUAGCGAGCCAACUACCGCACAAUAUAAAGACAUUGCUGCAGAUUUUUUAAAACUGUGGAAUAUACCCAACUGCGUCGGAGCAAUUGACGGGAAGCAUAUAGCUAUUAUUCGUCCACAAAAUUCAGGCUCGUUAUUUUAUAACUAUAAAAAGUUUUAUAGUAUAGUUUUAAUGGCAUCCUGCGACGCUCGGUAUACGUUCACCUCUGCCAGCAUUGGUAGCUAUGGCGGACAAAGUGACGGAGGUGUCUUUCAGCAAACUAAAUUUGGUCAAGCACUCUUGGAAAACAAAUUGCCACUACCACCAAGAGCUCCAUUAUGGAAUGGAUCCUCAACAGAUUUUCCACAUUUUUUUGUGGCCGACGCAGCGUUCCCAUUGAAGGAAAACUUAAUGCGACCUUACCCCGGUGCACAGCUGCCACGAAACAAAGCUAUUUUCAAUUACCGGUUAUCCCGAGCUCGUAGAGUAAUCGAAAAUAGCUUUGGUAUUUUAACUGCUCGAUGGCGUGUUCUACGAAAGAUACAUUUGUAGACACAGACACCGCAGACCAUGGAAUAUUGGAGGGAGAAUGGCGUGAAGAUUUAGAGAGUGUUGGAGGUGCAUUACAUUCAAUAAGUACAACUCGACGCAAUGCAUCUAGUUUCGCAUUCCGUCUAA
Molecule: messenger RNA, 2123 nt
Organism: Bactrocera dorsalis (oriental fruit fly)
Lineage: Eukaryota; Metazoa; Arthropoda; Insecta; Diptera; Tephritidae
Exons: 4
Coding region: 1047-1997 (316 amino acids)
Source: RefSeq, a predicted model, not a curated record